UGAAUUUAUUCAUUCCACUGUUAAGUCACAUCAACAUUUUGAAAGGGAUAACGUUGUUAUAGCAACAGAGCAAAAUUUUAUUGCGAACAGAAAGCAUAAAGCAUAAAACAGAAAAGAAAAGAGCUUCAGCAUGUCGAAAUUACAAUUUCAAAAAAACAAAAAGUCCCCGGGUGUCAUAGACCCGAACAAACACGCUGCCAAGCUCAAAGAAAUCGAAGAACGGAACGCGGAAGAGCUGGACAUGUUCUUUGGAUAUGAAGAAGAGGGCGAAGAAGAAUUCAGUGAAUUUGAAAAUGUGGAAAGCGAGUUCAGCUUAUCUGAAGGGGACCCAGCUGCGCAGAUUGGAAGAAUUGAUCUUUCAUUUCCCGAGACAAGGGAAGAGUUCCAAGACAGUCCCCAAUGCUAUCCACCAUCAUACUACACCUUAUCUCCAAAGGAGAGACUCCUCCUGCUCUAUGCCGAAAACUUUCGCAGGCAAUUCGUCUUGAACUAUCCCCGCCGUCGUGCCAUGGUGCUAGCCCUGCCUAACGAAUGUAAUGUACAGAAGUUCGUAUGCACCACAAUAAGGCCGACAGCAUUUGCUUACCCAGAGCUAAUAUCAAAUGUUGAAGAAAUUGCAAAGUUUGUUGCUGACUUUGUUCAAUAUGAACCAAUGGAAGAUGAAACCAAUUUGCCAACUCGCCUCAUAUCACCCGAUACCUUGCUUCGAAAACGACGUGGGAAUUCGUACGAAAUGGCAACACUGCUGGCAAGCAUGCUUAUUGGCGCUGGGCAUCCAGCUAUGGUUGUGUCAGGUGUUGCACGACAAGAAACUGUUCAUAACGAUCAGCGUAACCUGCCGUAUCCAUAUCCAAUCACAGCUGAAGAGAAUGUUGAAAAGGAGGAGGUUAAGGAAGAACAGCCCGCCAAGUACAAAUUGCGCGCUUUGCCGGACUUGGAAAGUCACCUGGAGGAAGAAAUGGCCGAGAUCCACAGACGAAGAGCCGAAGAGCAGAGUCGAAUAGAAAACGAGCUUCUGCGAAAGCAAAUGGCGGAUCAAGAGCUUGUGGCAGUCGAUCGCUAUCACUACCGUCGUGCUCACGCGUGGGUAGUGAUUAUUAAUAACGCACCCUGGAGCAUAAAGCCCAAAAUCACUUAUACUGACGUGAAUGGCGAUGUGGUAGAAGCCCCACCAACUGCAAUAUUUAUAGAGCCCUCGACGGGAUUCAUAUGCGAGUCAAGCUGCAAGCAAUACAUUUUGGUUGACUCCGCCUGGAAUCAGUACAAUUACUAUGUAAACAAGCAGUCUUAUCAGCGAGUCGGUGAUUUGCGCUGGGAUUUACGGGACAUUAAUGAUUGGGGGCACAUGCUGCCAGGCGAGCCACCAGAAAUGCGUAUUUACAAAAUGUCAUCAGAUGAAAACAUAACAGAUGGUGAUACUGAUAUAAAUGAGGAGAAGCACUUAGAUGCUAUUUGCAACUGGGUAAACAGGCUUCACAUCGGCUUCGCGGACUUUGAACAUCGAUUUCCGCACUCUGAAAAAAAGGUGCAAUAUAAUGGAGCCAUACACGAACGCUUCUCACCAUACUCCCAACGCGAUGGCAAGGUAAUGCAAUUGACGCUCUUUAAUGAUAAGAUGUGCACCAGUCCCAAAGUCCGUUACGAGCAUUAUAAGAACCGAUUUGACCUAAUGGAGCAGUUGAUAUAUACGUAUGAGAACGAUCAUUUCGAGGAGCGGUUUGCUAAAGGCCGUAAUGAUAGCUUGAAAUCUAUAGAGUAUUUCUCGGACUCAUCAUUACCCCGAAGAUUGAACUUUACUUCCACCUCUAGACUAGAUACAUUGGAAACAAUAGACUUAGUUCCUGGAAUGAUAGAACUAAAUUAUACUGGCCAAAGUGACAGGUGCUGCUACAGACAGUUUGAGUUUAAGGCAAAGGGCGGAGUGCUUAAAAAAGUCGUUGAAAAAUUUCAUCGUGCUGAAGAAGAUGACUUAGUAAAAAAUGACAUUGCAAGCCGAACCUUUUUGUUUAUGCAAAACAAAAUAAUAAUCAAAUUCCACUACACAUUUGGAGCCCUUACUGCUACUACAGUGGAGUUCACGAAACCACCGAAACCAGAUUAUGGAAUGGAAUUAGUUUACGAUGAGAAACUAACCAAAAUAUACAGGGCGAACCCAUUAGAUCCGAUACGGACUAAUCUGGAGCUAUAUAAAUUAUUACUGGACCAACUUCAAUCAGAGGAUCGUAUAAAGAAACAGUUUGAGAAAGUUCAGGAAGAUAUCAGCAACAUUUUCGACCUGCGAAAAUCGGAAAAGUCGGAGCCUAAACUUAAGUUCAGUUUAUUUGAUCCGUUACGUAAUGGAGCUGCCCGCGCUCUCCGAAUGCAACAGUUCAAAGAGGAACAGGAGGCUAAGCGUGAAUUAGCCAGUAAGCCAGCGGACUUUUUGGCACCCUAUUUGGUGCCAUUUAAAGAUCAGGAUGAACUGACUCAAGAGCAAUCUGUGGCUGCGUACCAUGCCUGCCUUAAUGAUCUCAAAUCUCGAUUUGUCACUCUACUUAACAAUUUACAAAGGCAAUACGAAGACCUAACAAGUGAGGCAAAAUCGCUAAAUCGAUUCUUAAACAAGUUCGAGAAUCAAUUUGACAAUUUCGACUAUAACCGUCUAGUACAGCAGGCUAAAGACUUGGAGCUUAGAAAGAGAAUGGUGCAACAGCGCCUAACCCUAACCCAUCAAGAAUCCCAGAAGAAGUAUGAAUGGGUUAAGGCUUCAUUGCAAAAAGAUCAUCGAUUGAAUUUGAAAAUGGAAGAAGAAAAAAAUUCUGACGACUAAAAAUUACGAUGAUAAAAUUGAAUUAAAA
Drosophila hydei is the source of this 2837-nucleotide messenger RNA. It is a transcript of the gene lobo, whose product is annotated as coiled-coil domain-containing protein lobo. Gene Ontology annotation, biological process: flagellated sperm motility. Lineage: Eukaryota; Metazoa; Arthropoda; Insecta; Diptera; Drosophilidae. Gene Ontology annotation, cellular component: motile cilium. The transcript has 9 exons. Bases 131 to 2809 code for a protein of 892 amino acids. The record is from RefSeq and is a predicted model, not a curated record.